AUGAAGGGUGCAAUGCAACUCAAAUGGCGUGAUAGGCAAAGCCAAAUAUCUGCUCAUAGAAGGGAAGCACUGUUGCUAUCGCGACGUAUAAGAAGACAAGAUUCUGCAAAGCACAACCUUCUUCAAAGUCCGAUUGUUGUUGUCUCAGAGUAUUGGAACAAAGCACGAUUUCUGAAACAAACUGCUCUUACCAUACAAGAACCUCCUUCCCUUCCGGAAAAAGGGUCCACAUCGGGUACAUCUAACGUGCGCCAUGUUACCUUGAACACCGUACCAAUCAAAGCUCAUAGGCGGGCCAAAAAGAUGUGCCUGGUCAGUAAAGAGCAACAAAGUGAGUAUGUUGCUCUUAAAAGGAUCCCAAAUUGUCAAUUUUGUCAUGCAAAGAAAUUUGAAUAUGAACCUCCAAGAUUUUGUUGUAACAGUGGUUCAAGAAGGUUGACAUCUCAUAAAAUGCCAACUGAAUUAUCGGAGUUAUACUUUAGAAAUACUGAAGAAUCUGAAAAUUUUCGAACUUAUAUUAGAACAUACAAUAACAUGUUUGCAUUUACUUCACUUGGUGUCAAGUAUGAUAAAGAGCUAGCCAGAAGAAAUUGUGGUAUCUACACAUUUAGAGUCCAAGGGCAAAUGUAUCAUUUUAUAGAAGAUUUAGUUCCUUCCAAUGAAAAUCCUAGGAAUUUACAGUUGUACUUCUACGAUCAUGAUAAUGAGCUAGCCAAUAGGAUGGCAUGUUCGACAAGAAUUAAUAAAUCAAUAGUGAAAAAGUUGAUGGACAUAUUGAAGUAUCCAUUAUUAUUUCCCUUCGGUGAAAAUGGAUGGCAUUGUGGUAUCAAAAAAAUUGUUCAGACAAAAAAUGUGACGAAACGUAGAGCUUACUGUGAACAUGAACAAUUGCCCAGUAUAUCAAAUAUGUGUUCAGUUGAUGGAUUUCUUGAUAUGGAAGAUAAAUCACUACAAAAAGGAAAUCGAAAAAGAGAUACAGUGUCUUGUCGAGAGUAUUAUUGUUACAAAUUUCAACUAAGAGAUAAUGAAACAAAUGAAGUGCUACACUGUGGGAGAAUAUUCCAACAAUUUAUAGUAGAUGUAUAUAUAAAGCUUGAAACGCAAAGAUUAGACUUCUUUUCAUUUAAUCCAGAUUUAUUUAGAAUUGAAGUAUUGCAAGGACUCCUUGAUGUUUUAAGAUGUGGUGAAAGGGAAGCCUCUAAAAUUGGAAAGAAAACAUUCCUCCCUGUUACAUUUAUAGGGGGACCAAGGGACAUGCGCCGGCGAUACAUGGAUGCUAUCGCAUUGGUACAAUAUUUUGGAAAGCCUGAUUUCUUUAUAACAAUGACAUGUAAUCCUUCUUGGCCAAAAAUAAAAGAACAUUUAUCACUGGCUGAUGAAGUACAGAACAAACCUGAUUUAGUUAGUAGAGUUUUUAGAGCAAAGGUAGAAGAAUUAAAGACGGAUAUAUUAAAAAGACAAAUCUUUGGAAGCGUUGCAGCAUUCAUGUAUACUAUAGAAUUUCAAAAACGUGGUCUUCCACAUGCUCAUUUUCUUAUUAUACUUGCUGAUGAACACAAAUUAUUGACUCCUGAAUCCUAUGAUAAAUUUAUUUGUGCAGAAUUGCCUGAUUCUAAAAAAGAUCGCGAUUUUUAUUCACUUGUUAUUAAACAUAUGAUGCAUGGUCCUUGUGAAAAGUUAAAUCCUACAAAUAUUUGCAUAAAAAAUAAUAACUGCAAAUUCAAGUAUCCAAAAGUUUGCUAA
This is a messenger RNA of Nicotiana tabacum (common tobacco), 1743 nucleotides long. Lineage: Eukaryota; Viridiplantae; Streptophyta; Magnoliopsida; Solanales; Solanaceae. The record is from RefSeq and is a predicted model, not a curated record.